AGUCUUUCUUUCCCCAUGCAAAAUAACACCAAAUCCCCCCACACGCACUUCGCCCAUCUUCUCAUUUCCUUGAUAAUUCACCCAGUCACACCAUCCAUCAAGGAAACUCCACUCAAACCAAACAGUAUUAUUAGUUUAUUACUCUCACCAACACACCACUACUCUUGUUCUCCCCAACCCCCCACCACACUAACAAAUUAACCAUUUAUAGUUACUCACAGUAUAAUUCCUUUCAGUUUCAUGACCACCUUCCUCCUCUUAUUCUUUUGUUCAUAACCAACUCUCUCACUAAACCAUGAAGGCCGCCUCCUACUCUAAUUCAAGAACCAUCUAACCGACCUUGACAACUCACUCUCUUCAUGGAACCCUUCAGACACAACCCCGUGCCAUUGGUGGGGUGUCACGUGCCGCAACGCCACCACAACUCCCGUAACUGUCACCGUCACCUCUCUCAACCUCCCCUCUGCCACUCUCAACGGCCGCCUGCAAUCCCUCUCCGUUUGCCGCCGUCUCCGUCACCUCGACCUCUCCCAAAACACUCUCGUUGGAACCAUUUCCUUCUCCCUCUCCCUCCUCACCGCCCUCCGCCACCUCGACCUCUCCUUCAACAACCUCUCCGGCGACAUCCCCACUCAACUCAGCCACACUCUUCACCGCCUCGUGUUACUUGACUUAGUCAACAACUUCCUCAGUGGACCAUUCCCGAACUCGUUAACUAACAUGACGUCACUCAAGGUCCUUCAUUUAGCAUACAACUCCUUUGCGCCGAAUUGGAUCAUUGAAUAACCUUUUGGAGUUUCAUGGUGGUAAUAAUAAGCUUUCUGGUAGAAUCCCUGAUAGCAUGGCUAAAUUGAUCCAGUUGGGUACUCUUGAUUUGAGCUAUAAUGAAAUGUCUGGUGAAAUUCUGGGUUGGAUUAGCGGUUUGAAUAGACUCAAUGAGCUUAAUUUGGCACAUAAUAGGUUUAGUAGCACAAUUCCAAAGGAAUUAGGAAGGUUGUCUGAGCUCACUGUCCUUGAUCUUUCUAGUAACCAAUUUUCUGGUGAGAUUCCUCUAGAGCUGGAGAAUCUGAAGCUCAAUAAGUUCAAUUUGUCAUACAAUCGGCUUUCUUGGGAUGUUCUGCCUCAUUAUGCCACUAAGAAUUAUGAAAUAUGUUUUGUAGGAAACCCUGAGCUUUGUGUUAAAGGAUUUGGGAAAUGUCAUAGCUCAAGGGGUAGAAAGUACCGGAGGUAUGCAUGGAUUUUCAGGUCCAUAUUUGCAGUUGCUAGAAUCUUGUUCAUCCUUGGGGUGGCUGUGUUUUAUGUGAGAUACAGGAACUUAAGAAAGAAGAAGAGAAGUUUAAAUGUUUCAAAAUGGAGGUCGUUUCAUAAGCUAGGCUUUGAUGAGUUUGAGAUUGUGAAAUUGAUGAGUGAAGACAAUGUGAUAGGGAGUAGAUCAUCUGGGAAGGUUUACAAGGUUGUUCUAAGCAGUGGUGCUGUUGUGGCCGUCAAGAAAUUAUGGAGAGAAACCAAGGAUGGAAUUGGGAUUGUUGGUUCUGAAAAAGAUGAAUUUGAUGUUGAAGUUGAAACACUAGGAAAAAUAAGGCACAAAAAUAUAGUAAGGUUGUGGAGUUGCUACAACAGUGGUGACAGCAGGCUCCUGGUUUAUGAAUAUAUACCGAAUGGGAACUUGGCCGAUAUGUUGAAGAGUAACAAGAAAAGCUUGUUGGAUUGGCCAACAAGGUACAAGAUUGCAAUUGAUGCUGCUGAGGGGCUUUCUUAUUUGCAUCAUAGGGAUGUAAAAUCGAACAACAUAUUGCUCGACAGUGAGUUUGGAGCAAAAGUGGCUGAUUUUGGAGUUGCCAAAAUUGUUAAUGGAACUAGCCAAGGGGCGGUGUCCAUGUCUGUAAUUGCAGGCUCUUAUGGUUACAUCGCACCAGAAUAUGCAUAUACUCUUCGGGUGAACAAAAAGAGUGAUAUUUACAGCUUUGGUGUUGUCAUUUUGGAGUUAGUAACCGAAAGACCUUCUAAUCAUGCAGAUUACGGGGAAAAUGAUAUGGUAAAAUGGGUCUCAUCCUUGUUGGAACAGAAAGGAAUGGAUCAUGUGAUUGAUCCUGCCCUUGAUUCAACAUACAGGGAGGAAAUCAGCAAGGUACUUAGUGUGAGGUUUCUCUGCACAAACGUUCUCCCUAUAAACUGCCCUGCAAUGUGGUGGGUGGUGAAAAUGCCUCGGGAAGCAGCAACGGUUCCCAGAUCCCGAAGAAUGAGGGAGGUAACACACUCCCCUUAUUUUGAUAGAGAUUUCUUAUCGUGAAAGAAGCAUAGUUCCAUUGGAUGGAACUUGGAAGUAUGAACCCUACUCAGUGUAGUCUCACAUCGACAGAUAAAAGAAAAGCAUAGUCCUUAUAAGCUUCUCACCGCAUAUGUUUGUUCGCCGAGUUGUGUAACGCCAGCUUGUGACCCAAGUGGGGGCAAUUAAGGUGAUGGAACAAGUGUUCUGGCCUGCUAGGUUGGGCUUGCAAGGGCUAAUUGUCGGCCUGCCCACUCCAAGUUGAGAGUUGGGCCCGGUAGUCUGGGCGAAGGCCCAAGGCCCCUCGGCCCCUAAAAUGGAGGGUAAUGCGCGAGGCUGGCUUAACAGAGCAGCGACCACUUCCUGCUCCCAACAGUGGAGGGAUCACAGGCCACUGUUCUUCUGGCCCGAUAUAACCUGGUAGGCCUAGCAUCCUGGACCAUCAUUUUUUA
Molecule: messenger RNA, 2718 nt
Organism: Arachis ipaensis
Lineage: Eukaryota; Viridiplantae; Streptophyta; Magnoliopsida; Fabales; Fabaceae
Product: receptor-like protein kinase HSL1
Biological process (GO): protein phosphorylation
Molecular function (GO): receptor serine/threonine kinase binding; protein kinase activity; ATP binding
Source: RefSeq, a predicted model, not a curated record